Messenger RNA from Didymella exigua CBS 183.55, 1086 nucleotides. RefSeq names its product alpha/beta-hydrolase. Bases 1 to 1086 code for a protein of 361 amino acids. The transcript has 2 exons. The record is from RefSeq and is a predicted model, not a curated record. NCBI's taxonomy places the organism in Eukaryota, Fungi, Ascomycota, Dothideomycetes, Pleosporales, Didymellaceae.
AUGGAUCAUGGGAUCAAUGCUAUCAAUCCCAAAUGCCAGAGUGCUGAAAAGGCCUACACCCGCGACUUCUUCUACGUCGGUGGUAGAAGUCUCGAAUCUGCAACCGGCGAACUGACCGCAGACAAGCUCUACGUCGAGAAGAUCGUCCCGGCCUCAAGUGCCCGGAAGUCAAAACCUCUGGUCUUUUUCCACGGAGGAGGAUGCACAGCAACAUCUUGGCUCAACACGCCGGAUAAUAGGAGAGGCUUCGCCUCGUACUUCAUCGAGAAAGGGUACACGGUUUACCUCGUGGAUGCCGCCUCUGUCGGCCGCAGUGCAUCCGCAGACCUUGCCAACUUCCCCAUGACGGCUGGAGCCUCGUCCUUGCUGGUCGAACAAGGCUUUACGGGAGUAAAGCACUACGACACAUACCCUCAGUCUCAGCUGCACACGCAAUGGCCCGGCACAGGACGCGCCGGUGACCCCAUCUUCGAGAACUUUAAGAAAUCCAUGGUGCCCUAUACGACCAACAACACCGCCUUUGAACUCGCCCUGCGCAAGUCAGGAUGCGAACUCCUCGAGCUGAUUGGACCUUCGUACCUAAUCGCCCACUCCGCCGGCGGCGUAGCAAAUAUCCUGCUCUCAAACGACUGCCCACAGCACGUCGCCGGCAGCAUCAACCUCGAAGCAAGCACAACGCCGUUCACAUGGUACACUCUCGGCACGGGCAGCAUCCCAUACAACCCGUACGGUCUCUCCACCACGCCGCUGAGCUACCUCCCAGCUUUAUCCAGCGCCGCGGAGCUCGCCACCGAGACCGUCGGGAACGCAACGACCGCGCUGCGGCAGUGUGUGCAGCAAGUCGAGCCCGCGCGCACGCUGCCCGGCAUCGCGUCGGUGCCGUAUGUGCUCAUCACCGCGGAGGCGAGCGUGCAUAUCACGUACGACCACUGCAUUGUCAACUACCUCAGGCAAGUAGGCGCUGACCCUGAGUGGAUCAAGCUGGGCGAGAUUGGCAUCAAGGGGAAUGCGCACUUUAUGCACCUCGAGAAGAACAACGAGCAGAUCGCUGAGGUGGUGUUGAAGUGGAUCGCGCAGAGGGAAUGA